This is a messenger RNA of Anguilla rostrata (American eel), 3170 nucleotides long. It is a transcript of the gene map2k2b, whose product is annotated as mitogen-activated protein kinase kinase 2b. The coding region runs from base 666 to 1874 and encodes 402 amino acids. Lineage: Eukaryota; Metazoa; Chordata; Actinopteri; Anguilliformes; Anguillidae. Gene Ontology annotation, molecular function: protein kinase activity; ATP binding. Gene Ontology annotation, biological process: protein phosphorylation. The transcript has 11 exons. The record is from RefSeq and is a predicted model, not a curated record.
CGGAGGGGCCGCUGGUGUGGUAAAAUGUUUGAUGUGUGAUCUCGCGAGAUUGCGCGGCACUCAUCCUGUUCGAAGCACUGCUUCCUGGACCAGAACCCCCCUGAACCCGAGUCUCCGCCGCUCGGACGAAAGAACAGAAUAGAGCCGCGCACCCGGUGGCUCUACCCCGGGACAUCUGCGGCGACACCUCGCCUGGGCCGAACAGACGUUCUCGGACGACCAGCAGUUGCUGUCACCGGCGUUACCUGCCCUGCCUCCGUGCCCGCCAGAGACAGGCCAGGGCCGUGCCGAGACGAGCAACGCGAGCAGACUCCGUUUUGCCUUAAAAGUGGGAGAGGAAGAGAUUGAAAAAAAAAAAAAUACGGAAUGUGGUGAUGGAUUUUGUCCAAAUUUUAUAGUUUCUCCAGUAGCUUGCUAGCAUCGUUAGCUAGCCAACUGCACACCACUGGGAGACGUCUAGCUAGCUUUCUAGCUAACUAGCCUGCUUGCAAGGUUGGCUAGCUAACUUGGUAGCUAGCUGCUGUGUAGGCGAGCCGAGCUAGGUGGCCGUCUUGCAGAGGAGAUCGUGCGAAUGCGAUAGCAAGCUCGGUAUCUAGUUAGCCAGUUUGCUCAACUUGAGAACAAUCAAGACCGUCGGAUUUGACCGCUAACAAAACGUAGUCGCCAUGGCCCCCAAAAGAAGACCUAUGCCCCUGAACAUCACGCCUACCGGAGAAGGGCAGACGGCCUCCACCACGAUUGAUGCCGCCACCGAGGCCAACCUGGAGGCCCUGCAGAAGAAGCUGGGCGAGCUGGACCUGGACGAUCAGCAGAAGAAGCGCCUGGAGGCCUUCCUUACCCAGAAGGCCAAGGUGGGCGAGCUGAAGGACGACGACUUCCACCGCAUCUGCGAGCUCGGGGCCGGCAACGGGGGCGUGGUCAACAAGGUCCGCCACAAGCCGUCCAGCCUGGUGAUGGCCCGGAAGCUGAUCCACCUGGAGAUCAAGCCCGCCAUCCGGAACCAGAUCAUCCGCGAGCUGCAGGUCCUGCACGAGUGCAACUCGCCCUACAUCGUGGGCUUCUACGGGGCCUUCUACAGCGACGGCGAGAUCAGCAUCUGCAUGGAGCACAUGGACGGGGGAUCCCUGGAUCAGGUGCUGAAAGAGGCUCGGAGGAUUCCCGAAGAGAUCCUCGGAAAAGUCAGCAUAGCAGUUCUGAGAGGGCUAGCGUACCUGCGGGAAAAACACCAGAUAAUGCACAGAGACGUGAAGCCGUCCAACAUCCUGGUGAACUCUCGCGGUGAGAUCAAGCUGUGCGACUUCGGCGUGAGCGGCCAGCUCAUCGACUCCAUGGCCAACUCCUUCGUGGGGACGCGCUCCUACAUGUCGCCGGAGAGACUGCAGGGGACGCACUACUCUGUGCAGUCGGACGUGUGGAGCAUGGGCCUGUCUCUGGUGGAGCUGUCCAUCGGCCGCUACCCCAUCCCUCCUCCCGACGCCAAGGAGCUGGAGGCCAUUUUCGGGAGGCCCGUGAUGGACGGCGGGGAGGGGCACAGCACCUCCCCCCCCCCCCGCCCCCCCGGCCGGCCCGUCAGUGGUGAGCACUGGCCGUCCUUGCCCGCUCAACUUCCUGUCAUUCUGCUCCCUCACUUCCUGUCCUUCUGUUCUCUCGUGCAGCCCCCUCCCAAGCUGCCACACGGCGUCUUCACUUCCGAUUUCCAGGACUUUGUGACGAAAUGCCUCAUUAAGAACCCUGCAGAGAGAGCUGACCUGAAGAUGCUAAUGAACCACACCUUCAUCAAGCGCUCGGAGGUGGAGGAGGUGGACUUCGCCGGCUGGCUGUGCAAAACCAUGGGCCUGAACCAGCCCAGCACCCCCACCCGCACCGCCGUCUGACUGCUGUCUGCACCCAGCACUGUCCGUCUGUCUGUCCCUGUGUCCGUCUGUCUGUCUGCGGCUUUCUCCCUCCCUGUCUCUAUCACUCUCUCUCUGUCUCACUCUUUCUCCCUCCCUGUCUCUAUCACUCUCUCUCUGUCUCUCUCUCUCUCCCUCCUCCCUGUCUCUCUAUCACUCUCUCUCUCCUACACGCAUAUGCAUACCCAACCACAGACGCACGCACACACAAAAUUUGUCCGUUCCCUCGCUCUUACCCCCCCUUCACACACCCCCCCCGUUUUACGAGCACUCUGUAUCAGCUGGACCCCAAUGCGAACGAGCGCUGAGAAAAGACUUACAUUUUAGCGCCAGCUAAACAGAAGAUGUGCAUCUCUGUUUAAAAUGAGAUCUGGGGCCUUUCACUGCUGUGCCACAGAUUGUGUGCACCAACCAGAUAUUCAACUCCUGCGUUUAUUCUCUGCGCUUUUCUUAUUGUUAAUGUUCUGGAGGUUCUGGUCGGCCACAGUACUUUCCGGCGCUGUGCUGACAGUGCCGAGCUUCCGUUGCCAUGGUGUUGUGCUCGGCCACGCCCCCUAAAUGCAUUUUCAGAAGCGGCGUCGAGACUUUCAGUUUUAAGAAUAGAAGAAGAGUGUCUGGAGGAUCUGUUGAGUCUGUGGCUGCUCCGCCAUUUUGUGCGUUUCUGGAGGCGGAGCUGUAGCUCAGCCAGGCGACGAAAAAGAAAAAGAGGCGCUCUCCAAAUCCGCUGUAGAUCAGACCGUCCGCUCGCCAGGAAGCACGGGGAAGCCUCCGCCCUCGUCUUUUUCACAAUCGGAGAAAGCGAGAAUUUGAAAAUGGACAUUUUUGUACUUGCUCGUUUUUCUUUGCUCUUCAAACGCACCGAGCCGCUGUAGCUCCAGCGUCCGUACAAACCGCGCCGCAGCCGCGGCGUUAGCCUGACGGGUUGCGCUGAAACGGGGUACUUCUUUCUUGUUUGUUUGUUUUGGAUCAUUUUGAUUAUGUCGUUAAACAUUAAUUCAUAAUCUUUCACGCAGGUCUUUGUAUCCAAAAAUGCCCAAACCAGAGUUCAUAAGAGUAUUUUUACCGAUUAUUUAAAGCAGUAUUGUUAUAACUUUGGAUCACAGCGUUAUUUUUUUGGCUUGGCAGUAAGACGCCUGCUAGAAAUGGGAUAAUUGUAGAAUUUGUCCAAAAAAAAAAAAAAAAAAAGGUGAAGAGCCAUCUCUACUGAGUUUGAGUGACAGGAGGUUGGUUUCUGUGGUUACUGGGUCUCUGUGUAGAUCUUGACGGCUUAAUUUGCAG